This is a messenger RNA of Lactuca virosa, 1557 nucleotides long. NCBI's taxonomy places the organism in Eukaryota, Viridiplantae, Streptophyta, Magnoliopsida, Asterales, Asteraceae. The record is from the annotation of a GenBank genome assembly.
AUGGCUUCUUUGAGCUCUACCUUAGCUACCCUCAUCCCCUCUUCGCCGGACUUUUCCAAAACAGCCACCAGACGACGGUCGAAGACACAUGCAAAGCUAACCCACCGCUUCCAAGUCUCAUGCAACGACCAUGAAAAACCACCAACCACAAAUCGUCAACCUGAAAAGCUCAUACUACCACCAGAAACAUCACUCAACAGGCAGAAUGUAGACAGAAGAAAUUUGCUCCUUGGGCUCGGCGGCCUCUACACCACCACCAACCUGAACACUCUGCCACCGGUCUUUGCCAACCCUAUCAAAGCCCCAUCCUUUGUGCCAGGAUGCACGGACUCGUUAUGGAACUUGGAUUUCGAAAGUGGCGUAAGAACUGGUGCGUGUUGUCCUCCGGCAGCCAAGGAACUGGAGAUGGACUACAAGUUCCCUACAACAGGUGAAACUCGCAUCAGACAGCCGAUACACAGAGCUUCGCCGGAGUACAUCCAGAAGUUUAAGGACGCGAUGCAGAAAAUGAAGGCUCUCCCAGAUGACGACCCGUGUAGCUUCAAGAACCAAGCUAAAGUUCAUUGCGCUUACUGCAAUAACAGUUACACUCAAAUGGCUAGCGGUUACCCGGAAAAAGUACUCCAGGUUCAUUACUCGUGGCUCUUCUUUCCCUUCCAUCGCUGGUUCCUUUAUUUCUUCGAGAGGAUACUCGGAGAUUUGAUUGAAGAUAAAACUUUCGGGUUACCUUACUGGAACUGGGACGACCCUGCCGGAAUGGAAAUUCCCGCCGUGUUUGAAGACAGAGGAAGAUCUAACCCUCUUUACAAUAGCUACCGGAAUGUCAAUCACCUCCGGCCAGCUGUUAUCGAUCUGGAUUACCAUAUGAAAGAACGAAAUCUUUCUCCUCUAGAUCAAGUGCGCGUUAAUUUGUGUAUUAUGAAUAGGCAGAUGAAGCGCAACGCCUCCGAUCCAACAAGUUUCUUUGGUGGCGAAUAUGUCGCCGGUGAUAAUCCCAUCAGUUCAGUUGGAUCCAUAGAAGCCGGUUGUCAUACGGCGGUUCACAGAUGGGUGGGUGACCCUAGAACUCCGAAUGACGAGGACUUGGGCAACUUCUACUCCGCCGCGUAUGAUCCUUUGUUCUAUGUACACCAUGCAAAUGUCGACCGGAUGUGGACACUUUGGAAAGGUUUAGGAGGUGAAGGGCGGAAGGAACCCAACGACAAAAACUGGGAAGAAGCAUCAUAUGUGUUUUACGACGAGAAUCGGAAACCUGUACGUGUUUACAACAAACACUGUGUGAAUUUGGAAGAUCUCAAAUACGAAUACGAGGAUUCAGAAACUCCAUGGAAGAGUAAUCCGCCGAAACCACGUUCUGCUACUUAUACGGAAACCACGUCGCCGGAAAAUGUGACGGAGAUGGAGUUUCCGUUGAGUAUAAGCGAGACUGUGACUAUUCAAGUGAAGAGACCUGAAACAAACAGACCGAAGGACCAAAAGAAAACUAUAAAAGAGAUCUUGCUACUGAAAGGAAUCAAUUUCAAUGGUGGGAAGUUUUUAAGUUUGAUGUGUUCGUGA